GUGCAAUGUUGUCUGACCCCAACAGACUUCCUGGUUCAACAGCGUGUGCACACGUUGAAAUGUCAUCGUGAACACUAAACAAUCCGCAAAUUUAGCUACAUCUGUUAUAGGAUUCGGGUCGUUAUUUCAAGCAGUACUUCUGACUUUUUCCGUCAAUCGGAGGACGCACAGAGAUCAUGAAGGUUUUCAUAACAAGACGCAUCCCACAGGAGGGAAUGAAGAUUCUGUCACAGGCUGGAGUAUGUAAAGUGUCACUGUGGGACUCUGAUGAGCCUGUUCCGAGGGCAGAGCUUCUGAAGGGCGUGGAGGGGGCCCAUGGGCUGCUGUGCCUCCUGUCGGACAAGAUCGACACAGAGGUUCUGGAAGCAGCAGGUCCAAACUUGAAGGUUAUAAGUACCUUGUCUGUCGGAUUUGACCACAUGGCCAUGGAUGAGAUCAAGAAACGAGGGGUGCGUGUGGGCUACACUCCAGACGUCCUGACUGAUGCCACAGCGGAGCUGACCGUCGCCCUGCUCCUGGCUACAGCUCGGCGGCUACCAGAGGGCGUGGUGGAGGUUAAGAAUGGAGGCUGGAGCACCUGGAAACCUCUGUGGUUGUGUGGUUAUGGUCUGUCAGGCAGCACUGUCGGUGUCAUUGGACUGGGACGCAUAGGUAUGGCCAUUGCCAGGAGGCUGAAACCGUUUGGAGUGAAGAGGCUCCUGUACUCUGGAAGAACUGCCAAAUCCUAUGCUGCUGAGGUGGAGGGAGAAUACGUGCCCUUGGACACGCUGGUGUCUGAGAGUGAUUUUGUCGUGGUGUCCUGCGCCCUCACCCCAGAGACCCAAGGCCUGUGUAACAAGGACUUCUUCAGCAAGAUGAAGAACACCGCUGUCUUCAUCAACACCAGCAGGGGUGCAGUGGUGAAUCAGGAGGAUCUGUACCAGGCUCUGUCCAGUGGUCAGAUAGCUUGUGCUGGGCUGGACGUCACAACCCCAGAACCACUCCCCACCGAUCACCCCCUCCUCACCCUCAAAAACUGUGUGGUCUUGCCCCACAUUGGCAGUGCUACCUACUCCACACGUGGCAUCAUGGCAGAGCUGUCCGCAAACAAUCUGCUGGCAGGCCUACAGGGCACAGACAUGCCCAGCGAACUCAAAUUCUAAUGCUGCUCUACAACUUCUCAAUUCUGCCUCGGUCCUCCUGUUAGAAUGAUUUUUUUAUCAACCAAUCAGUAGUCAUUACCAGGGAAGGUAAAAGCCGUAAGUGACCAGGAAGGAAUCUGUGUUAAGAUUAUUGCUGUUCUAUUAAAGGAAAGAUUCACCCAUUUAGAAUGUUAUAUCAUUUUUGUGCAUCUCUGAGCGAUGUUCUAUCGAUUCCUGGGGAUUUUCAUGUGUAUCUGAGCUAUUCGCUGUUCAAACAUGCAGAAAUACAGCCAGUAUGCCAUGUUUUGCAUCAUAGAAAUACAACGUCUUUAGUGUCAUAGAAAUACGUAUGACGUCUUUAGUGUCAUAGAAAUACAGCCGGUAUGACGUCUUUAGUGUCAUAGAAAUACAGCGGGUAUGACGUCUUUAGUGUCAUAGAAAUACAGCGGGUAUGACGUCUUUAGUGUCAUAGAAAUACAGCCGGUAUGACGUCUUUAGUGUCAUAGAAAUACAGCCGGUAUGACGUCUUUAGUGUCAUAGAAAUACAGCGGGUAUGACGUCUUUUGCAUCAUAGAAAUACAGCCGGUAUGACGUCCUUAGUGUCAUAGAAAUACAGCGGGUAUGAUGUCUUUAGUGUCAUAGAAAUACAGCGGGUAUGAUGUCUUUAGUGUCAUAGAAAUACAGCGGGUAUGAUGUCUUUAGUGUCAUAGAAAUACAGCGGGUAUGACGUCUUUAGCGUCAUAGAAAUACAGCCGGUAUGACGUCUUUAGCGUCAUAGAAAUACAGCGGGUAUGACGUAAAAUUUGCCCUUUCAGCUGUAUUUAUGCCUGCUUGAAUGGCAAAUAGAUGCACAAAAACGGUAUAACAUUCAAAAUGGGUGAAUGUUUCCUUUAACAUGCUCUCCCAACAUGAAGGUAAACUUCUGCCUCUUGCUCUUACUGUUUUACAAGAAAUAACUAACUUCUAAAAUGUUACUUGAAAGAGGAAGUGUAUAGUAUUAGCGUUUUGAGAACAUGCCUCAGUACACUUAACAGUACUCCUAAGGGUCAGCCAUGACUUCCUUUUAAGGACGUAGAAAAGCACUACAAUGUCUCUGCACACAAUUCAUUACUGGCCUUCUUGUUCUUAUGAAACACUUGAUCGAAUUGUGUAAAACAGUAGUUGUAAUGUUUUCUAUUGUUCUCAUGACAGUUUUGUGUUAACAUAUUGAGAUAUGGAUCGCCAUUGUCUAUUUGUGCAUAAUUCUAAGAAACACUAUCUCUAAUUCAUCUAUGGUAAAACACCUCGCCUGUAAUCAUUGUUCGUUUCAAACCAGCUGAUCACUCCCUCCCUCUAACAUGGUCUGUCAUUCUGGCUUUGUUGAAUAAAGUAGAAAUGUUGUACAGUA
This is a messenger RNA of Oncorhynchus mykiss (rainbow trout), 2508 nucleotides long. RefSeq names its product glyoxylate reductase/hydroxypyruvate reductase. The record is from RefSeq and is a predicted model, not a curated record. Gene Ontology annotation, molecular function: glyoxylate reductase (NADPH) activity; NAD binding; hydroxypyruvate reductase (NADH) activity. Lineage: Eukaryota; Metazoa; Chordata; Actinopteri; Salmoniformes; Salmonidae. Gene Ontology annotation, cellular component: cytosol.